This is a messenger RNA of Rhinichthys klamathensis goyatoka, 2322 nucleotides long. RefSeq names its product ring finger protein 169 (gene rnf169). Gene Ontology annotation, cellular component: site of double-strand break; nucleus. NCBI's taxonomy places the organism in Eukaryota, Metazoa, Chordata, Actinopteri, Cypriniformes, Leuciscidae. The transcript has 6 exons. The coding region runs from base 42 to 1946 and encodes 634 amino acids. Gene Ontology annotation, molecular function: ubiquitin-protein transferase activity; nucleosome binding; metal ion binding. The record is from RefSeq and is a predicted model, not a curated record. Gene Ontology annotation, biological process: double-strand break repair.
UGUUUUCAAACCCAGGCAGAGUCAGGCUCACACCAACGAAGAUGGCGGCGGUGGGGUCCGCCAAAUCCACUGGACUGGGACAGAGAGGCAAAAGCAGGCCAGGCGCUCACACCGCUCCGCUGUCUCUGGAGGAGGCCCGGUGUCCGGUGUGCUCGGAGAUACUCCUGGAGCCGGUGACGAUGCCCUGCGGACACUCGGUGUGCCUGCACUGCUUCCAGCGGACGGUGAAGCUGAUCAGCCUGUGCUGUCCGCUGUGCCGGCUGCGGGUGUCCAGCUGGGCCCGCACACAGUCCCGGGAGAAGAGCCUGGUCAACGCCGAGCUGUGGGAGCUGGUCCGCCUCAGUCACCCGGAGAGAUGCAAGCGGAGGAUGGAGCAGAGGGACGGGGAGAUCGCGGACGGGGAAAUUUUUCGUGCGCCUGUGCCAAUUCAUAAGCCUGGAGAAAUGCGUCAAGACUACGAGAAACAAAAGAUGAAGAGUGGAUGCAGUGAAGAAACUGAAGAGAGAAAGAAAAAAAUCCAUAGAAAAGAAGACUGUGGGAUGCUCAAACAUUGUCAAUAUCCUUUCUGUGGAGUGUCAGACUCUGAGAAUGAAGAGCCAGUGGGAAAGAGGACCAGACACGUUUCAGCAUUUGUACGAAAAACAAGAUGCUCCCCUGCUUUCAAUAGAGGUUGUCUUCAUAGCAGUGCCGUUCAGAGGAGCAGGAGCUGUACGGAUUCUGAGGAUGGCAGAGGAAAAAGCAGAGUUCACACACAUCAUGCUGUUCCUGACAAGGCAAGCAUCACUCAUAGUUACAACGCUGGAAUCCUUCUCUCCUCGGAGAACAGUCUGUCUUUUUCAGCCCCGGUGCUGAGCCUAGAUAAGAGACACCACUGGCGGGGCAUCCACACCUCUUCCGUUUCUGCUGUGCUACAAACGAAACCAGAGAGGUCCAUUAGCCCCGAGAGCAACGAUAGCAUAUCGGAAGAACUCAACCAUUUCAAGCCUAUCGUCUGCUCGCCAUGCACGCCACCCAAAAGGUUGCCCGACGGGCGACUUUUGGAGCCUACGAUCGUGAAGUCGACCCCUAGGAACUUGACACGCACUCUGCAGAAGUCCACAAGCUACGAGGCCAGCCCCACCAUCUUGCAGAAGUGGAAGCAGAUUGAAGUUGAUCGCCAGAGCAUCAAAGUGACCUCCAAAGGUACAGUCACAAGUCCGAUCGCAGAGGAUCCCAGCCAUAAACUGAGUCCCGUAGAAGAACGGGACAGCCGACUCUGCAGCUGUGCUGUAGCCACGGACGGCUUGAAGGAUCAUCAGUGCAUUUGUGAGUCAAGUGCCAAAGGGUCUAAGGAUCAUAAACUUGUAGUCUGCAAUAAACGGCGGCUUAUAUUUGAUCAGUGUAAGAAAGAGGAAGAUACACAGCCAGUUAGCGCUCAUGUCAGGUCGACAACUCAAACUAUUGCAGAUACUUCAUCCCCAAAAAGGCGUAGCAGAUGUGAAGCACGCUGUGAACCCACAGAAACGUGUGCACCGAUGUUAGAUAAACACGCUGGACAUUGUAAUCAGGGAACUGUAGACCCUGAGAACUUUAUAAACGAGCCUAGCACCAGGAGCUGUGUACUUAACAGACCUACCUCAAGAAGGGGUAAAAAGAGAAGCCACAAAACCAAACACUUGGAGGAGAAACUCCAGGCAAAAAUAUCUCGGACCAAUAGCCGCAAUGCCUGCAACAGGCUUGAUGAUCCUAUUGUCCGGCGAAUGAAUCAGGAAAAGGUGGACCGAGAACUGGCACUGAAGCUACAGAGACAGUUUGACAGAGAAUGCCAAAAAGUGGACAGGCUCAAAACAAGUCGUAACAAAUACGAACUCAGGUCCUGGGCUACGAAAGAUGGGAUGGUAGGACACAAUACACGCAGAUCAGGAAGAAUCUCCAAAAGAAAUGAGCACUUGAACUAUAGUUGUUAAAGGGACUUGCGGUUAUAGUAGAGUUUUAUCGUAGUGAUUCAUAGCAGUCGCAAACGUUUUCUUUGCUUAGGCACUAUAGAGGCUUUCUAACAUCUGGAUGAGUAUUGCAAGAUAUUAAGGUAUUUACUUUUUCGACUUGCCGUUUAACAGAUGUGUUUCAUCCAAAGUGUUUCAUCCGAGUCCAAGUAGAGGAACCUGGGGUUAAGUGCCUUUGCUCAAGGGCAAUGGUCGCAGGACAGGAUUGGGCUCUCGGCAACUUUCCCAUUCAUGGGGAUUCAAAGCUGCAGUGUUUUGUUUCCGGCUUUGUUACUGUUUAACUGGCUUCUACUACUCGAAAAGAGGAAACUAGGUGUAUGUUGUUUGGGGGACGGAAAAU